AUGAGGAUCCACAGCCUCUCUCUGCUGUCCUUCCUCCUUCUGGCCACUCUGGUGCUCUUAGUGAAGGGAAGAAAGGCAGUGAAGAAUGGCCAUCACAGCAAAAUGGCUUUGGAACAGAGGGAUACUCUGGGCAGAGUCCAGAUUAAGCAGAGAGACCAGCCAUCCAAGCCCACAAUCAAAGGCAGAUUUGUCAGCAGUGACCAAGCCAACUGCAAAUGGGCUGUGACUGAGCAGGAGAAGGGCAUCGCCCUGAAGGCUGAAUGCACUCGAAUGGACCAUGAGUUCUCUUGUGUCUUUGCUGGCAAUCCAACCCCAUGCCUGAAGUUCAAGGAAAGUAAAGUUUACUGGAAACAAAUUGCCCGGAAACUCCGCUCACAGAAGAACAUCUGUGGGCACUCCAAGAGUGUCCUGAAGACCAGGAUAUGUGGAAAGGAGUUUCCAGAAUCCAGUCUCAAGCUAGUGACCUCCACUUUGCUUGGGAACUUGAAGCCCAGGAAGAAGGAAACAGAGCUCUCCGCUAGGGAACAUACCAAGGCCAAGGAGGACUCCCCCUCUAGCCAAGCUGUGCCCCAGACCACGGGCAACAAAGGUCCUGAGUGUGUGGAUGACCUAUAUGUGGCAAACCAGAAGACUGCCCUGGAGUUCUGUGGAGAGUCCUGGAGCUCCUUAUGCACAUUCUUCCUCAGUAUGAUACAGGACAAAUCGUGCUGA
Galeopterus variegatus (Sunda flying lemur) is the source of this 711-nucleotide messenger RNA. Its product is annotated as fibroblast growth factor-binding protein 1-like. The transcript has 2 exons. Lineage: Eukaryota; Metazoa; Chordata; Mammalia; Dermoptera; Cynocephalidae. Bases 1 to 711 code for a protein of 236 amino acids. The record is from RefSeq and is a predicted model, not a curated record. Gene Ontology annotation, biological process: cell-cell signaling. Gene Ontology annotation, molecular function: growth factor binding.